This is a messenger RNA of Sphaerodactylus townsendi, 1299 nucleotides long. RefSeq names its product tryptophan--tRNA ligase, cytoplasmic-like. Gene Ontology annotation, biological process: tryptophanyl-tRNA aminoacylation. Gene Ontology annotation, molecular function: ATP binding; tryptophan-tRNA ligase activity. Gene Ontology annotation, cellular component: cytoplasm. The record is from RefSeq and is a predicted model, not a curated record. The transcript is spliced from 4 exons. Lineage: Eukaryota; Metazoa; Chordata; Lepidosauria; Squamata; Sphaerodactylidae.
AUGCCACAAAGUGAAGACACCGUUGCCAAAGCUUGUCUCUUAGUAGAAACCACCUUCCGGUUUCAAAGAAGGUCUUAUGGCGGGAACCACCUUCCAGUUUCAAAGAACUUGAAGCGGUCUCAAAACUACAAACAGGCCUUGGACCUUGUGCCCAGUAGGAGAGAAAGGCACCAGGACAAAAAACAACAACACACAGUCAAAGGAAAGCUGCUAAGCACAAAGAGCUCCACUCAGCUCCUUGAACCAGGAUCCCUGGAGGAGAUGGAAAGGAGACUUUAUGGCCAAAACUUGCCACAUGAAAAUAAGAAGCCCUUUUACCUGUACACAGGCAGAGGCCCUUCGUCCGAAGCCAUCCACGUUGGCCACCUUAUCCCAUUCAUUUUCACAAAGUGGCUUCAAGAUGUAUUUAAUGUUCCUUUAGUCAUACAGUUGACUGAUGAUGAGAAAUACCUCUGGAAAGAUCUAACGGUUGAGAAGGCAUACCAGUAUACCAUAGAAAACGUCAAGGACCUCAUAGCCUUAGGAUUCGAUGUCAAUAAAACCUUCAUCUUUUCUGAUCUGGACUAUUUGGGAACAAGUCCAGAAUUCUACAAGAACAUCUUAAGAGUUCAAAAGCACGUUACAUUCAACCAAGUCAAGGGAAUUUUUGGCUUUACAGACAGCGACUGCAUCGGAAAGAUUAGUUUCCCUGCCAUUCAAGCUGCUCCGUCCUUCUGGUACACUCAUCAUUUCCAAGCAGACUCCUUCAAACGAUAAGCUUAGCUGAUAUUCCAGUGGCUUUGAUCCCAUGCAAUCUAUCUGAUCAGGGAUCCUGGUUUCAGAAAUGAAUCCAGAGACGUGGCCCCGCGGAUCGGCUACCCCAAGCCGGCAUUAAUGCAUUCCGUGUUCUUCCCAGCCUUACAAGGGGCCCAAACGAAAAUGAGCGCCAGCAACCCCAAUUCGUCCCUCUUUCUCACCGACACACCCAAGCAAAUCAAAACAAAGAUCAACAAGCAUGCCUUCUCUGGUGGGAAAGACACUGUCGAAGAGCACCGGAAGUACGGGGGCAAUUGCGAUGUGGACGUCUCUUACAUGUACCUCACGUUCUUCCUUGAAGAUGAUGAGAAGCUGGAGCAGAUCAAACAGGCUUACACAAGUGGAGCCCUUCUAACAGGAGAACUGAAGAAGCUGCUGAUCGAAACGCUUGUAUGUGUGCCACAAACGUCUGAAAUCGUGUCAAUAUUUUGGGGAUACCCUUUCUGGAACAACCUGAACACGAGCGUUCCUCCACGGAAAGCAAAGGAGAUCCACAUGGGUUAG